This is a messenger RNA of Chrysoperla carnea, 7355 nucleotides long. It is a transcript of the gene Sik3, whose product is annotated as serine/threonine-protein kinase SIK3. The transcript has 14 exons. The coding region runs from base 76 to 4929 and encodes 1617 amino acids. Gene Ontology annotation, molecular function: ATP binding; tau-protein kinase activity; protein serine/threonine kinase activity. Gene Ontology annotation, cellular component: cytoplasm. Lineage: Eukaryota; Metazoa; Arthropoda; Insecta; Neuroptera; Chrysopidae. The record is from RefSeq and is a predicted model, not a curated record. Gene Ontology annotation, biological process: microtubule cytoskeleton organization; protein phosphorylation; intracellular signal transduction.
AAUUCAUUUGACGAUCAUUCACGGGCACUAAAAUCAUAAUAAAAAUUUAUUUAAAUACAAAAAAAUAAUAUAAACAUGGCAACAAAUUGUGGUAAAUUAGAUAAGUUAGUGCGUGUCGGAUAUUACGAUUUAGAAAAGACAAUUGGUAAAGGUAAUUUUGCUGUGGUUCGAUUAGCUACCCAUGUUAUUACUAAUACUAAGGUAGCAAUAAAAAUAAUAAACAAAUGUGCCCUGGAUGAAGAUAAUUUGACGAAAGUGUUCCGCGAAAUCUCGUUAUUAAAAAAAUUACGCCAUAAACAUAUAACACGAUUGUAUCAAGUAAUGGAAACACAUAGAAAUAUAUAUCUAGUCACAGAAUAUGCAAGCAAAGGUGAAAUAUUUGAUCAUCUAGUUGCCACCGGACGUAUGGAAGAAACACAAGCUAGAACAGUAUUCCAUCAAAUUGUAUCUGCUGUCGAUUAUUGUCACAAUCAAGGAAUCGUUCAUAGAGAUAUCAAAGCUGAAAAUUUACUUUUAGAUCAUAAUAUGAAUAUCAAAUUAGCUGAUUUUGGGUUUAGUAAUGAAUAUACAAAAGGUAAUUUAAUGUCUACUUGGUGUGGAUCACCGCCGUAUGCCGCGCCAGAAUUAUUCCUAGGUCAAAAGUACGAUGGACCUAAAGCAGAUAUUUGGAGUCUUGGAGUUGUUUUAUACGUUUUAGUUUGUGGAGUUUUACCAUUUGAAGGAAAUACAUUACACGCACUUAGAAAUAUGGUUUUAGCUGGAAAAUUUCGUAUUCCUUAUUUUAUGUCACAAGAUUGCGAACAUUUAAUACGACACAUGCUUAUUGUGGACCCAGAACGGCGUUUCACAAUGGCACAAAUAAAAACACAUCGAUGGUUGGUAAUGCAUUCAAAUCAUCCGGAUGAUACACCGCCUGAACAACAACAAAAUCCCACGGGCUUAGACCUGGAGUCCGAUAAUUGGGAGGAAUCAGGAAUCAAUCACACUGUUGUAGAGCAUAUGCUACAAGUGCCUGGGAUAACUGAAGAAAUGAUUGUAAAUGCAUUAAAAAACGAUGCAUUCGAUCAUAUAUCAGGAAUGUAUUAUCUACUGGUUGAUAAAUUACAUCAACGAACGUUAGCAUUUCAAUCAACAAUCGCACGACAACCAGUUCGAAAGACAAGUAUUACAACUGGUAUUGUUGAUCGGAGUCCAAUCAACGAUAGUGAUGUUGAUAACACUGUCACAACAAUUAGUGAUGUAUAUAGUCGAUCUAGUAUGAGUGAUUCAAAAGAACGUUUACGAUUAGACAAAUAUAGUGAAGAUAGUGGUAAAGGUUCCGAUGAAAUUCGUUCAGACAAUGAUGCCGAUUCAUUAGAAUAUACCGAUACGAAAAUUCCAAUGGAUCAUGUUAUGCAUAACAAUGAAUCAACUGGUUCACCAUUUGUUUCAAUGCCAACAUUACCCGCAGAAUAUUUGGGUGAUAAUUCACAGCCACUUGAGAAGUUUGGUGAUAUGGACCUAGAAUCAAACGAAUCAUGUGUACAAUUACCUACAUAUCAACAAUCUUCAACAUCAUCCGAAGAAUAUUCAAUAAAUCAAUCGAAUGAUAAAUAUUUAACGACUAGAAGACAUACAGUUGGACCUGGUGAUACUGCUCACGAACAAGUUUUAGAAAAUCAUUACAUUCCACCAUAUCCUGGUAUAACUGACGGAAAUACAUUAUCGAAUGACCAGAAUGGUAUACGAUUACUUCCACAUACAAAUCUUCCAGUAAACUUACCGUUAUUACAAAACUUUCCACCACAAAACUUCAGUGGCAAAGAUCCGCAUCUACUGAAACCACCAACAAUUUUGGGAGCCAUAGGGGGUCUUGGUCGACGAGCAUCCGAUGGUAGUGCAAAUUUACAAUUCUUUUAUCGUAAUAAUGAUAGUGCUACUGCGGCGGCUAUGUCUUGGUCUAAUCAAGGAUCACGGGAAUUACCACAAAAUUUCGUACAACAAAAUGCUGGCCAAUAUUUAUGCCAAACGGCAAAUAUGGGUGGUUAUAAUUUACAACAGAUGCAUGGAAAUGAAACGGAUUUAAAUUCAUCACAUACGUUAGAAGAGUUAGCUGAUAAUAAUGCAGUUGCGAGAUAUAUGCAAAGUCGUGGCAAUUCAAAACGUCAUACAGUAGCAUCUACAGAAGAAGUUCAUUCGAUACAACAAAAUCAAUCUCAAAGUGGUGGUGUAUCGAGUGGAUCCGCUAAUAGUUCGUCCAGUUCAUCGAGUGGUAUACGAACUCGUCGAACUGGAUUAUUGACUGUUAAAGAAAAACCACCAGUAAUCAACCCAGAAAUAGUACGCGAAAUUGAGGCUCGAAUGAAUCGUGGCGAUUCAAUGUGUAAUAGUACAACAUUUGUUCAAACACCAACAACAUCACCACCAAUGGUAACUGGACAAGGACAUUAUACUGGUCCAAUGACAGUGGCAUCAAAUGUAUUAAGUGGUAGCCGUACAUUGUACAAACAAUAUCAUCACCCUACUUCUGGGGGUCCUACUCGCAAGCACUCACUACGUCAUGCUAAAACUGCACAAGCUUUACCGACUGUACAAGAAUUUCAAGGUCGUGAAACAAAAUCACUUGAACGUUAUUCACCAGUACGACGUGCUAGUGAAGGUUCAGCACACUCACCAGAUUCAUGUCGCACACCAACAUUACAACAAGAGUAUCAACGAUUACAACGUAAUAUCGAUCGUGAUCGUCAAAUCAACAAUCAUAGAAUCACAAUAACACCUAGUCCGCCAUUAUUAAAUCCAAAUAACAAUAAUAAUAGUAUAACAAAUAGCAGUAGCACGGGAGUAAUAACCACGGAGUCACUUCAUAAUUGUACCUUAACACCGAAUAAUAAGAUAUCUUCAUGUAGUCCUAGUCAUUUUAUCAAUUCCAAAUCAUAUUCGUCAGUACCAUCGACGGCCGCAAUGCCACAGCAAUAUUCACCAAAUCAUGUUGUUGGGGUGGGUGUCGUAAGUGUGGGUACAAAUUCACCACAAUUAUUAGGCAAUUAUACACAACAAUUUAGUGGCAUUAAUCCUCCACCUACUAAUUCUGUAUCAGCAAAUAAUAUGCAAUUAGCACAUUCUGGAUCGCAAACAUAUAAUUUACAAUCGUUAACCGGUGUUCAAUCACAGAAUCCAUCACCUAUUUUUGGGCAAAAUACAUCAUUACUUGGAUCACCAUAUUAUACACAUUCGUCACCAUUUAUGGCAAGCACUUCAAUGCCUGGGUCACCAUUACAUCACAGUGGUCAUCAUACGAUCAGCGAACAUGGUUCACAGCACAAUAGUGGGAACAAUGGCAUUAAUGAUAACAUAUUCAGUGUACCAGAAAAUAAUUUACAAUAUCAAACAAAACGUGCAUGUUACAGCUCAAAUAAUAGUCCAAUGAAUUCCGGCAAUGUUUCACCAUUUUUAAAUAGUGCAAAUACGAGUACAUUGAAUUCACCAAUACACCAUCAAAAUUUGGGCAUGUCACCAUUAAAUUUGGGCUUGUAUAAUACGAGUUCAGGAGGUGUAAAUGGUGGAGGCAGUGGUGUUAAUUCUGGUGGACAUACAUCACCUGUUUUAUGUGGUGGAAAUACAACUUUAGGACAAAGUCCACAAUUGAAUGUAUCAUCCAUUACACAAGGAAUAAGUGGUUUAAACACAGCUGGUGGUUCCAUAACAUUGGGUACACCUUCACCACACUUACAAAAAGAUUACACAAAUCUCGAAGACAACUCCAUGGAUACAACGGGAUCUUAUCAACAACAACAGCAACUGACUCACUUACCAUUCAACGCACCAAUGAUGUUUGGAACACAAACACCAAAUAUUCAUCCCCAUCACAUGCUAAUCCAUAAUCAUCGUAGUUUAACAAAUUCACCAAUAUCGAAUCCAGGAAGUCCUGGACUCGACAUGAUCAAAGAGGAACAAAUUAAUCACACAUAUCAACAUGUAAUGAAUCCAAAUCAAAUAAAUUCAUCUACAAACACAUCCAGUGUGCCUGGCCAUCCACAAAUAUCCGUAACCGAUGUCCUGGGUAGUGAAAUCACCCUGGUUGCAUCCAGUGAUACGUCAGAAGAUAGUAUGGACAGUUUAGAGAAUCAAAACGUUACACGAUUACCCCAAUUUAUAAUUUCGGAACCAAUCGAAAAUAGCCCUAGUAUUACGAAAGGUACAGGACGUAAAAUGAGCUCAGAAACAAAUCAAUCAGAGUUUUUUAGUACAUAUAAUAAACCGCUAGAUGGGAAUGGAAGUGAUAAUGAGAAUACUCAAAUGGAUGAUCAAUUUAAAUACGUUCGACGGAAUAGCGAUAAAUCUUCAUGUUAUUCCGAGGAUAGUUUAUCAAACGAUAGUUUAAGUCAUUACAGUCCUUUAUCGAAUCCAGAAACAAGUAGUUCACAAUCUGUAAAACAUCAUCAGGGGUUUCUCGAAGAUGUAAAUAAACAUUUUUCAAAAAACUUUGAAAAUAUGCAAAUUUAUAAUAAUUUUAAUAAUGAAAAUAAUCAAAGCGUGAUAGGGGCUGAUGAUAAUGGUGGAAGUGGUGGUCAAAAAACAACACCUCCAAUAAAAUUUUCAUUAAUAAAUAGUGAUCAUAGUGCAAUAUAUAAUUUAGAUAAUUUUAAAACAAAUGAUUUAUAUGAGUUAACUUUAUCAAAAGGUUGUGCCCAUUUAGAAUCAACGGAUAUCCUGGAGAUUGUUAAAGAAACAAUCAAUACACAGGUACCACCAAAAUGUUUUGUUUUAAGUAACGAUAAUAAUGUGAAUAGUGGCGUUAUUGAAUAUGAAGGUGGUAUUCAGAUUGAGUUAAAAGUGUGUGAAGAUAAAAUACAAGAGUCAAAAGGUUUAAAGAUGCGUCGUAUAUCGGGUGAUCAUUUAAUUUAUAAUCAAUUGUGUCAACAAUUAAUAUCGUGUAUGACUGUCUCAUGAUAGUAAUUGUAAGUUUUGUGACAAAUUUUUUAUUUAUUUAACAGAAAAUUUUUAUGGAUUAUUACAUCAGAGAAGGAGUUAGUGUAAUUUUUUAAUCAAUUUAUGUAUUUUUUUUCUCCAUGACGAGAAAAGAGAAAAUCCUUCGUAUGAAACAGUGUAUUAAGGUUGGUUCCACAACUAUAGGUCUGUCUUAAAUUUUUUGAUAUAAUUUAAUUAACUACAGUCUGUCUUUUAUUUCAAUUUUCUAAAAAUAUAGUCCACGAGACAGAACUAUUUUUGUUAAAUGAGUACUUCGUGAGUGGCUUCCUUUCAGCGAGUCUACCAAAUUUUCUCUCUACGAUUUUUAUUCGAAAGUGCUGCAUUUUAAAAAUAAAGUUUGGUAGAUUUGCCAAAAGCAAACUACUCGUGAAGUUUCAAGUAUGUUUUGAUCAUUUAACAAAAAAGGAUGCUGUCCCGCGGACUAAUAGGUUUAUACAUCUAAUCAAGCUCAAAUGAAAAUUAUUUUUUCGCAAUUCUGAUAUACUACGCUUUUUGCUCCUAGCACAAUCGAAUCAUCACUGUACUGAGUUCCUCUAGACUCUUGUUUUCAUCUUAAAUUGGGUUUCUUAAGAGUCUUCUUACCCAAAUCAUUUUUUAAGCAAGAUCGAGGUUUAAUUUCCGAGCCCCCGUCUUACAAAGCCUCGAAGAUAACAUCCAAGUGCUUUUUUUUAACCUAAAUGAAAUUUGUUUUCUCACAUUUCGAAUGAAAAUGUCGUAUUCAUCUCAAGAUUUCGCUCAAAAUUUGGAUAAAUUUCUGAACUAUUCUCCAGCGAUACCUCUUCUUUCAAUCAAAAUGUUUCGCAGCAUCGGCCUGUUCCUCGUCAGCCUGGUUUUCUGUUUGAAAUACUCGACUUAAAGACAAAUUCAAAGAAUUUACCGAGCUCAAAAUAGGCAUGGAUAUGUGGAAAUAAAAAUUUUGAACUCGCGGAUUCUUGUUUUAUUUGAUAUUCUUAUCAUAUUAAAAUCAAUAAAUGUCAACAAAUGUCAUUUCGUCAGUGGAAAUGCGUUUCAUAAAUGACCACACCCCCUGAUUAAAAUGUAACACCCUCUCUCGUACGCACGGUUCCUGAAUUACACCUUUUUUAACGCCUUCAAUAACUUGUUAUAUUUGAAUAUUAACUUGAAUCAAACUGUUAGGAGAUUUUCAACAGAAAAUUAACAGAAAAAUUAAUUAACAGAAUAUCAUUAAUUGAUUACUUAUGAUAAAAAUCUAAUAACUAUUUUGUUAUAAUCGUGAGACGUUUUUUCGAGCAUUUAAUUUCUUUUCAUAGAAAGUACCCUAGAAAGUUUUUAUCAAAAGAACUAAGUGGCAGAAAGAUUUAGAGCGAAGUACGUUUUAAUUAUAUUCAAUGUGUCUACAUAAAAAAAAAUUGUAUGAAUGUGUUUUUAGAUCGAAAAAAGUGUCAGGAUUGUGAUUUUGACGCCACUCACAAUAAUAGCGUCAUGAUCACGAGUCCUGAUUCGAAGUAAAUAUUUCGUUCUAUUUGAUCCCUUAGUAAAAUUGCAUUUAUAAUUACAUCAAAGGAUCGAUUUUAUAUUAAAACAUAAGCGCACACUAAAUAUCUUCUAUCGUUAAAAAUUUAAAUCAAUGUUUUUACAAACCCGUAACUAAAAAUUAUUUGUUUUUUGUUAUUAUUUCAAAAUCGUUUCUCAUUCAGACGUCCGUUUAUGCGUCUGUUCACUUUGAAAUGACUGAGUAUAGUACGUGGUAAACUAUUUUACUUCCAAAUUAAGGAAUUUUAUCCUUAUGUUGUUAACUUGAAAGUUGAACCUAUUUUUUUUAGGUGUUAUAAUUUAUAAAUAGUGGAUAGGCCCAUUUAUCCACAUCGAAAAUAUUUAUGUUUUGUAUUAUAUAAAAAAGUUCAUUGUGACAGAAUUUUGACGAAACAAUGGCCAUAGUUAGCUUAUACAAAAGGCGAUUUAGGCUAUUACACUUUCUGUAAACACUUUGAGAGUAACGUUACCGUAAAUCGUCGUUUGUAUUAUCUAACCACAACAAAUUAUAGAACUUAUAUAUCAAAAAAAGAAUCCGGUGUUUCACUAAUGCAUCAAAUUUGAAAUAAUGUCGUAAGCCCUUAUUAUAAAUUCAACUUUUAGUAAGAAAAUUUAAAUAAGAAAUCCCGUAUCUUUAAAAAUUCGUAUUUUCUGUGUCAAAAGUUGUUCCUUGAUAAAGUACUGUUCUCCAACAAAAUCCGCAACAGCGGUUUUGUUUAGCCGAUAAUAUCGCUACUGGAAAAAAUUGCAACUUUUCCAGUAGCAAUUUUACAACUAUUGCGAGCUUCUGAUGUUCUUUUUAAAUGCGCCGCCGCAAUUAUAUUGCGAUGGACGAAGGGCAUUAUUAGGUUAUUCUUAUUUUCAAUUUAGACCAAACAUUGUGUAUUCUUCAA